AAAUGCAAUGAUUCCUAGAUAAUGCUUGUCUCAAGUAUUACAGCAUCUUCAAGAAUGAAUGAAUCACUUAAAAGUAGGAAUUCUGGUAUGGAAAAGGUUUCUGGAUAAUUUAUAUAUUUCAUAAUAUUACUGGCAUGUUUUGUGUGUUGCUUUUUUUCUGUAUGCCUUGUCCAGUAAGCAGUACCAGAUAAGAACUGAAUCUUUCUAAGACAUGAUUUACAUUAUAUUCAUAGCAAAAUAUUUAACAGUCUCAUUACCCUUAUGGUAGAUGAAGAAAGUAGGCAUUUCACUUACUGGAAGCAAAUUUCUACACAGAAAACAAUCCUAUGGUUAAUCAUUAUGAAACACUUAAAAAUACCUCAGAAUACGAGCUGCAAUGAGGAAGAUCGGAGUGAAAAAAAAACAAAUUCUUCAGGAAACUUGAAGAAGAUUUUUUUUUCUUGGGAAAGUUUUUAUCAAAUCGAAACCAGGGGCUUAAUUUUUCAGUAUGAAGGGUGAGGGGGAGUGGAGAAGAUGAUCAUAGUGUCACCUCUUGUUGCUAAGUAACAACAUCUCCUGGCCAUUUUUAUCUGAUAAAGGAAGUCCAGUUGACGUUAUGCAUUAUUCAUCAGAGUUCCAAUCAAACAAUCAAAAUUGUUUGCUUACACUGGGGACAUUUAGUAAGAUCAAAGAAACCUUCCUUGAAACUACUGGAGCUUACACGACUGCCGGGCAGCUCUUGAUAUUUUGCAAAAGGACUGCAUGUUGAUGAAAGCUGAAUUGAAGAAAACAGAAAAAGCUUUGGAACCCCCGUUUCCUGAUUUUUGCCAACGUAAUUAAAGGAAUUGCUUGAAGCAAGGGUCGCAAGUCUCUCUGCCCAAAUCUUUCUGUUAGGAAUCUGAUUGAUCAUACCAGAGCGUUGCACACACACAUUAAGUUCCUUCAAAAUGGACUACUUUUUGGAUGUCGAGUCUGCUCAGAGAAUGUUUUACAGUCAAGGAGCCCAAGCUCGUCGGGCAACUCUGCUCACUGUGCCCACACUGAUGUCAGCAUCUUCUGAGGAAGACAUAGACCGGAGACCCAUCAGAAGACUCCGCUCUAAGAGUGACACUCCAUACUUAGAAGAAGCUAGAAUUUGCUUCAACCUUGACACAGCUCGCCGGGCCACGCUGCUCACCGUGCCCACAUUAAUGGCGGCAUCAUCCGAAGAGGACAUCGACCGCAGACCCAUCCGCCGCGUCCGCUCCAAAAGCGACACUCCGUACCUCGCCGAGGCCCGCAUCUCCUUCAACCUCGAGGCAGCUUCUCUGCGGGGAAGGAAUCCAAGUCUGCAAAACGUUUGCCAGGGAUCUCCAGAUGUGAAGCAAGCCCAUCUGAGCAAUAGACUCAGCCUGCCUCUGGACAUUUCGGAGGAAGUGGAAAGACUGGCUGCAAUGCGUUCAGAUUCUCUAGUACCUGGGACACACACACCUCCAAUCAGAAGAAGAAGCAAAUUUGCCACUCUUGGAAGGCUAUUUAAGCCGUGGAAAUGGAGGAAGAAGAAGAGUGAAAAAUUCAAACAUACUUCUGCAGCUUUGGAAAGAAAGAUAUCAAUGAGGCAAAGCAGAGAGGAGCUUAUAAAACGAGGAGUGCUAAAGGAAAUCUUUGACAAAGAUGGAGAGCUCUCCAUACCAAAUGAAGAAGGAGCUUUGGAGAAUGGGCAGCCUCUGGGCUCUGGACAAGUGCUGAGCUCCAGCCAGGUAUCCCUGCCAGCCCUAGCAGAACUGGAAUCAGGCUCAGCACCUGGGGAACCCUGCUCGUACGAGGUGCUCCCAACCACAGAGAUCAUGGAUGGGACAGUGUCUGAAGAAAGCCCCACAUCCAAUGAAUCUGGAGUCCUCCUGUCCCAAGAUCCUACAGCUAAGCCAGUCCUGCUACUUCCCCCCAAAAAAUCUGCUGCUUUCCCUGGAGACCAUGAGGACACCCCAGUGAAACAGUUGUCCCUCCUCAAACAGCCCCCUGCCCUGCCUCCUAAACCUAUUGCCAGGAUUGCCAGCCACUUAACUGAUCCUGGCGCUCCUGUGAAACUGCCUUGUAUGCCAGUUAAACUGUCACCUCCACUACCUCCAAAGAAAGUCAUGAUUUGCAUGCCCUUAGGGGGGCCAGACCUCUCCUCUCUCUCAUCCUAUUCCACGCAGAAGAGCUCCCAGCAGCCUUUGACUCAGCACCAUCACACUGUCCUGCCAUCCCAGUUAGCAGCUCACCAGCACCAGCUCCAGUACGGCAGCCACAGCCAGCACCUGCCUUCUGGAUCCAGCACAUUGCCCAUACACCCUUCAGGGUGCCGGAUGAUAGAGGAACUGAACAAAACACUAGCCAUGACCAUGCAAAGACUAGAAAGCUCCGGUUUACACACAGGUGACAAUGUUACAAAAACAGGACCUGGAGGCCUUCCAGACAUGAGACAAGUGCCAACUGUUGUGAUCGAAUGCGAUGACAAUAAAGAAAAUGUGCCUCAUGAAGCUGACUAUGAAGAUUCUUCCUGUCUCUACCCAAGACAGGAAGAGGAGGAAGAGGAAGACGAAGAUGAGGAUAACUCGUUAUUUACAAGUUCCCUGGCAAUGAAAGUCUGCAGAAAGGACUCUUUAGCAAUCAAACUCAGCAACAGGCCUUCCAAGCGAGAGUUGGAGGAAAAGAACAUCCUCCCUAUGCAGACUGAUGAGGAGAGACUCGAACUUAGGCAGCAGAUUGGGACAAAGUUAACAAGACGACUGAGCCAGAGGCCGACAGCUGAAGAAUUGGAGCAGAGGAACAUUCUGAAACCCCGGAAUGAGCAAGAGGAGCAGGAAGAAAAACGAGAGAUAAAGAGAAGAUUAACACGUAAGCUGAGUCAGAGGCCCACGGUAGAGGAGCUGCGUGAGAGGAAGAUCCUCAUCCGCUUCAGUGACUACGUGGAGGUGGCCGAUGCGCAGGACUAUGACAGGAGGGCAGACAAACCCUGGACGCGACUCACGGCUGCCGACAAAGCAGCCAUUCGUAAAGAGCUUAAUGAAUUUAAAAGCUCUGAAAUGGAAGUUCAUGAAUUAAGUAGGCAUCUAACAAGGUUUCACAGACCGUAGCAGUUAAAUUCUACCUGAACUACUAUGCUGUCUUCAAAACAUAACAAAGAGGAACCAUAAGUGCUGGUAUAAUUCACUUCCCUGUUAUGUACAAUGUAAAUCUUAUGAACUGCCUUUCUACAAAAAGAAAAAAAGUAGAUGAAUAUUUAAAAAUAUAAAAGAAAAUUGUAUGUACAUGUGAUGGGUACUGCAGCAUCAUCAGACCUGCUGGCUCAAGCUUCAAUUACAGAAAAUACCCCUGGUGGGAAUCGUGCCAAGAUGCAGCAUUUAUGUGUAAGACUUUCCUGGCAUGUGGAUUUGCCAUACGUGUUCAAGCCCAGCUGGUGGGGCAUCCAUUAGUUCACCUUCAGGUACCCUUCACCCUGGCAAGCCUCUGUCGUCAACCUGAGAGAGCCCUGAGAUGGUAUCCAGGGAACCACGGGCCUGGGUGAAGUCUCCAGUAGACCUGCACCUAUGGCACUAAAGCACUUCCUUAUACCAAACGCUCCUUUCAGUCUGCAAGCACCUUAUGAGGACAGAGAAGAAGCAAAACUACUCUGUGGGCCGUUUCAUCUGCAACCAUCAUCUGACUUGAAGCUGCUUGCUUGCCUACCCUGGAAAAGCAUAUGGCAACAGUUGGCUCCCAAGAAGAAAAAAGGACUCCCUAUGUGGUCACUGCAUGGUAUUCUUUCAGGCUGUAGCUUGUUUUUAUGCUCAAGCCUCAUGAUUGUGUGAGGGCCAACGCACCUCCAGCAGCAAGAAGGGCUGGGAUUGCCACCUGUGCUGCAGAGGGCACACCAUGGGAAAAUUGGGGGCUGAUGGGGGACAGUUAUCCUCCCUAUACCAGGUAUAAAGAACUGAUCCUAAACGUGUACUGAGAAAAGCAUGACGGUGUGUCAACUAGCCUAACAAAGGAAGGCUGUUGCAUUGGUAUGGAUGGUGGGACUCCUCACUGGUACGUGCAGCUGAAGCUUAAGGACAGAAAUCCAGGGGCCUGUUGUUGUAUUUUUGUUUUUACCGUAGAGGUUUAACAUAUGAACUGACCCAGUAGGGCACAGAGAGCUGGAUGCUCUGGGCCUGGCUUACCUGCCUACUUGAGUGUGUGCUUAAUGCUAAACAAGCAUGCAGACAGUCUCACUGAAAUCCAGACCAGGUCUCACAGGCUUCAUUGAAGCUGAACACAUUUAAGUGCUUUUCUGGAUGUAGGCCAACACCUUUUAGAUUCAAGUCCUUAACUAGUGCAAUGCCAGUAAGCAUGGGCGAACAUUGCCUACGAGUCCUUUCUAGCUCUUGCAAGAAGCUAUUACACUGUUUUGGGUCAGUGAUCCAAAGUACAAUAGCAACAUUACUGUAAGUUCCAGAUUAUUACUUCAGGACACCUUUUCAUUUCCAUAAUAGCUAUUAUGCUUAGAAGAUUAGAGCAGAGAGGCCAGAGUUUAACUAAAGCACUGUUAUUUCUGUUAUUUUUUUCUUUUUCCCUUUCUGUCUUCCAGUAUCUAUCUAUCCCUCUGUGCUCCCACUCUGCCUCCAUGCUAAGCUUGCCCUUCACUGAUCGUGGGCCAAGAGGCCUCUCUCUUGCAUGAGCAUUUUCUGGUCAAUAGUGCAUAGUGCCCAGCACUCCUGCCUCAUCUCAGGCCUCAGUUUCAUUCCUCUGGUGCAAAAGAACCUGCAUACAGCCCAUGGAAAUGAACUCAGCCUGCCCAAACAACGCUCAGGCUCCGUUUGCGCUUAGUGGUACUCAGUACCUCACAGAUGUGCUCCACUGGAGACAAGAGGCAGCAUCUGAGAGCACUGAUAGCCAGACAGGCGCUGCUUUGCAGUUAUGUUCUUGAAAAGCUGGGGAUCAUGGUGGUUGAAUUUAAUCAUACAUAUAUGUAACAAGACUGCAUCACAGGCUUUCAGAAAGGGGAAAAAAAGCCUCUAGGCUUUUAACCACGCAGCAGCAGGAAGGGGCUCUGCAGAAUGGCUGAGGAGCAACCAACCCUCCUCUUCUCUGCCUAUGGUGCCUAUAGCACCAUUGCUUCAUGAGCCUAGAGGUUCGGUAUGAAUGGGAAGGAGAGCAGUGACAGAGAUUGCAGGAUGGAAUAGGCUAGUGGGAGGGAAAGGAGAUUUUUAUUUUUUUAAUUUGAUUAUUAAAAUGAAGAGAAAAGAGGUAGAAGUAGCAGGCUGUUGUCAGUGCUAACGUCUACAGGGGAAUGGGUAGUCUGUGGGCAACAUCUCAUA
Lagopus muta (rock ptarmigan) is the source of this 5279-nucleotide messenger RNA. It is a transcript of the gene PHACTR1, whose product is annotated as phosphatase and actin regulator 1. Gene Ontology annotation, biological process: cell motility; stress fiber assembly. The coding region runs from base 927 to 3077 and encodes 716 amino acids. The transcript is spliced from 18 exons. Gene Ontology annotation, molecular function: actin binding. The record is from RefSeq and is a predicted model, not a curated record. Lineage: Eukaryota; Metazoa; Chordata; Aves; Galliformes; Phasianidae.